Phaethon lepturus (White-tailed tropicbird) is the source of this 2933-nucleotide messenger RNA. It is a transcript of the gene SLIT2, whose product is annotated as slit homolog 2 (Drosophila). The record is from RefSeq and is a predicted model, not a curated record. Gene Ontology annotation, molecular function: Roundabout binding; heparin binding; calcium ion binding. Lineage: Eukaryota; Metazoa; Chordata; Aves; Phaethontiformes; Phaethontidae. Gene Ontology annotation, biological process: negative chemotaxis; retinal ganglion cell axon guidance; negative regulation of cell growth. The transcript is spliced from 25 exons. The annotation marks the transcript as partial.
ACGGUUAGAACAAAAUUCAAUCAAGGUCAUACCUCCUGGAGCUUUCUCACCAUAUAAAAAGCUACGAAGAAUUGACCUAAGCAAUAACCAGAUCUCUGAAGCAGCUCCAGAUGCAUUCCAAGGCUUACGUUCACUCAAUUCACUUGUUCUCUAUGGCAAUAAAAUUACAGAACUUCCAAAGGGCCUAUUUGAAGGACUCUUUUCUCUGCAAUUGCUAUUAUUGAAUGCUAAUAAGAUCAAUUGCCUGCGAGUUGAUGCUUUUCAAGAUCUGCACAACUUGAAUCUUCUUUCUUUGUAUGACAACAAGCUUCAGACCAUUGCAAAAGGCACCUUCUCACCCCUCCGUGCAAUUCAGACCUUGCAUUUGGCUCAGAACCCAUUUAUCUGUGACUGUCAUCUGAAGUGGCUGGCGGAUUAUCUUCAUACAAACCCCAUUGAGACUAGUGGUGCCCGUUGCACCAGCCCCCGCCGUCUGGCAAACAAAAGGAUCGGCCAGAUCAAAAGCAAGAAAUUCCGCUGCUCAGCUAAAGAACAGUAUUUCAUUCCAGGCACUGAAGAUUACAGAUCCAAAUUAAGUGGAGACUGCUUUGCAGAUUUGGCUUGCCCUGAGAAAUGUCGCUGUGAAGGGACCACAGUGGACUGCUCCAAUCAGAAACUCAACAAAAUUCCUGAUCACAUCCCCCAGUACACAGCAGAGUUGCGACUAAAUAACAACGAAUUUUCAGUCCUGGAAGCUACUGGAAUCUUUAAGAAACUUCCUCAGCUGCGUAAAAUAAACCUGAGCAAUAACAAGAUUACCGAUAUCGAAGAAGGAGCAUUUGAUGGGGCCUCUGGUGUGAAUGAACUAUUGCUCACUAGCAACCGCUUGGAAAGUGUUCGACACAAAAUGUUCAAAGGACUAGAAAGUCUCAAAACACUGAUGCUGAGGAGCAACCGUGUGAGCUGUGUGGGAAACGACAGCUUCACGGGCCUGAGCUCAGUCCGCCUUCUCUCGCUGUAUGACAACCAGAUCACCACCGUGGCCCCUGGCUCCUUCGAUACGCUGCAUUCGCUCUCCACGUUAAACCUCCUGGCCAACCCCUUCAACUGCAACUGCCAUCUCGCGUGGCUUGGAGACUGGCUAAGGAAGAAACGCAUUGUUACGGGGAACCCUCGCUGCCAAAAACCCUACUUCCUCAAAGAGAUUCCCAUCCAGGAUGUGGCAAUUCAGGAUUUUACAUGCGAUGAUGGAAAUGAUGAUAAUAGCUGCUCUCCACUGUCCCGCUGCCCUGCAGAAUGUACUUGUCUAGACACAGUAGUUCGCUGCAGCAACAAAGGCCUAAAAGCUUUGCCUAAAGGCAUCCCAAAAGAUGUAACUGAACUUUAUUUGGAUGGAAAUCAGUUUACCCUUGUUCCAAAAGAGCUUUCCAACUACAAGCAUUUAACACUUAUAGAUUUAAGUAACAACAGAAUCAGCACUCUUUCUAAUCAGAGCUUCAGCAACAUGACUCAGCUGCUCACCUUAAUUCUUAGUUACAACCGCCUGAGGUGUAUCCCUGCACGGACUUUUGAUGGGUUGAAAUCACUUAGGUUGUUGUCUUUACAUGGAAAUGAUAUUUCUGUUGUUCCUGAAGGGGCUUUUAAUGAUCUUUCAGCAUUAUCACACCUGGCUAUUGGAGCAAAUCCUCUUUAUUGUGAUUGUAACAUGCAGUGGCUAUCUGACUGGGUAAAAUCAGAAUACAAAGAACCUGGUAUUGCACGUUGUGCUGGUCCCGGAGAAAUGGCAGAUAAACUUCUUCUCACAACUCCUUCUAAAAAAUUUACUUGCCAAGGGCCUGUGGAUGUUAGUAUUCUUGCUAAGUGUAACCCCUGCUUGUCAAAUCCAUGUAAAAAUGACGGAACUUGCAACAAUGAUCCAGUUGACUUCUAUAGGUGUACUUGCCCAUAUGGUUUCAAGGGUCAAGACUGUGAUAUUCCCAUUCAUGCUUGCAUUAGUAACCCGUGCCACCAUGGUGGAACUUGUCAUUUGAAAGAAGGAGAAAAAGAUGGCUUCUGGUGCACUUGUGCAGAUGGAUUUGAAGGUGAAAACUGUGAAGUAAAUGUUGAUGACUGUGAAGACAAUGACUGUGAAAAUAAUUCUACUUGUGUGGAUGGAAUUAAUAACUAUACUUGCCUUUGUCCACCUGAGUAUACAGGUGAGCUCUGUGAGGAGAAAUUAGAUUUCUGUGCUCAAAACCUGAAUCCUUGCCAGCAUGACUCAAAGUGUAUCUUGACACCCAAAGGAUACAAAUGUGAUUGCACACCUGGAUAUGUAGGUGAUCAUUGUGAUAUUGACUUUGAUGACUGCCAGGACAACAAAUGUAAAAAUGGAGCGCAGUGUACUGAUGCAGUUAAUGGAUAUACAUGUAUUUGCCCAGAAGGAUACAGUGGCUUGUUUUGUGAGUUUUCACCACCAAUGGUUCUACCUCGCACCAGCCCUUGUGAUAAUUAUGAAUGUCAAAAUGGAGCCCAGUGUAUCAUAAAAGAGAGUGAACCAAUCUGUCAGUGUUUAUCAGGCUACCAGGGUGAGAAAUGUGAAAAGCUGAUCAGUAUAAACUUUGUCAACAAAGAAUCCUAUCUACAAAUCCCUUCAGCUAAGAUACGCCCCCAAACAAAUAUCACUCUACAGAUUGCCACAGAUGAAGACAGUGGGAUCCUGCUCUACAAAGGUGAUAAAGAUCAUAUAGCGGUAGAGCUGUACCGGGGAAGAGUGAGGGUCAGUUAUGACACAGGAUCUUACCCAGCCUCUGCUAUUUACAGUGUGGAAACUAUUAAUGAUGGCAAUUUCCACAUUGUGGAGCUGCUGGCUAUGGAUCAGAUUCUGUCUUUAUCUAUUGAUGGAGGAAGCCCCAAGAUAAUUACCAAUUUGUCCAAGCAAUCCACUCUGAAUUUUGAUUCUCCGUUGUAUGUAGGAG